GCGCCGGGAGACGCCUCCUCCUCCCCCUCCUCCUCCUCCUCCUCCCUCCCCUCAGAGGAUAAGCGGCCGCCGGUGCUGAAUGAGAGCGGCUGAAGCGAGCGGGCUGAGGCGGGCGAGGAAGGGAGGGAGGCGGCGGCUAAGCUCGGGCCGGGCAGCUGGGCUUCCUCGCCGCGUCCCGCGUUCGCUCUGCCCGCUCCUCUCGCGUCUCGUCAGCAGGAGUGAUGACUCUGAAGAUGAAUCAGUAAAGCCAUCGCUGCAAAUGUAGGGCAGUAAAUCAAUGGUGUGGACAGUAUGGACCUAAUGAAUGGGCAGCCCAGCAAUGUUAAUAUUGCAGCUACUGCUUCAGAGAAGAGUAGCAGCUCGGAGUCAUUAAGUGACAAAGGUUCUGCUGAACUGAAGAAAAGUUUUGAUGCAGUGGUAUUUGAUGUUCUGAAGGUUACACCUGAGGAAUAUGCGGGCCAGAUAACACUAAUGGAUAUUCCUGUAUUUAAAGCUAUUCAGCCUGAGGAACUGUCAAGCUGCGGUUGGAAUAAAAAAGAAAAAUACAGUUCUGCACCAAAUGCAGUUGCCUUUACAAGAAGAUUCAACCAUGUAAGUUUUUGGGUAGUUAGAGAGAUUCUUCAUGCACAGACAUUAAAAAUACGAGCUGAAGUUCUGAGCCACUAUAUUAAAACAGCUAAGAAACUCUAUGAGUUGAAUAAUCUGCAUGCUCUUAUGGCUGUGGUGUCUGGAUUACAAAGUGCCCCCAUCUUCAGGUUGACCAAAACUUGGGCGCUACUGAGCCGAAAGGACAAAACUACUUUUGAGAAGCUGGAAUAUGUAAUGAGUAAAGAAGAAAAUUAUAAGAGACUUAGAAACUAUAUAAACAGCUUGAAGAUGACUCCGUGCAUUCCUUAUUUAGGUAUUUAUCUCUCAGAUUUGACAUACAUUGACUCGGCAUACCCAUCGACAGGGAGUAUUUUGGAAAAUGAGCAGAGAUCAAACUUAAUGAAUAACAUACUCAGAAUAAUUUCAGACUUACAGCAGUCAUGUGAAUAUGAUAUUCCUGUGUUGCCUCAUGUUCAAAAAUACUUGAAUUCUGUUCAGUAUAUAGAAGAACUUCAGAAGUUUGUGGAAGAUGACAAUUAUAAGCUUUCAUUAAAGAUAGAACCCGGAACAAGUACCCCACGUUCUGCUGCAUCUCGUGAAGAUUUAGUAGGUCCUGAAGUGGGAGUUUCGCCGCAAAGUGUUCGAAAAAAUGCUACAGCUGAAGGAGCAUUGCUACCACCGACUCCUCCAUCCCCAAGGAAUCUGAUGCCACACGGGCAUAGAAAAUGUCACAGUUUAGGAUACAAUUUUAUUCAUAAAACGAACACAGCAGAGUUCAAAAGCGCAACAUUCCCCAACGCAGGACCAAGGCAUCUGUUAGAUGACAGUGUCAUGGAGCCACAUGCCCCAUCCAGGGGACAGGCAGAGAGCUCCACUCUUUCUAGUGGAAUUUCAAUAGGUAGCAGUGAUGGUUCUGAGCUGAGUGAAGAGACUUCAUGGCCAGCAUUUGAAAGGAACAGAUUAUACCAUUCUCUUGGUCCGGUGACAAGAAUGGCACGAAAUGGCUAUCGAGGCCACAUGAAGGGCAGCAGUUCUGCAGAGUCUGAGGAUUUAGCUGUUCAUUUGUAUCCAGGAGCUGUUACUAUUCAAGGCGUUCUCAGAAGGAAGACUGUAUUGAAAGAAGGCAAAAAGCCGACAGUAGCAUCUUGGACAAAAUACUGGGCAGCGCUGUCUGGAACUCAGCUUUUCUACUAUGCCGCAAAGUCCUUGAAGGCGACAGAAAGAAAACAUUUCAAAUCUACCCCAAGUAAGACUGUAUCUGUUGUGGGAUGGAUGGCCAUGAUGGCUGAUGACCCAGAACAUCCAGAUCUCUUCCUGCUCACAGAUUCUGAGAAAGGGAACUCAUACAAGUUUCAAGCUGGUAACAGAAUGAAUGCAAUGCUGUGGUUUAAGCAUCUGAGUGCUGCCUGCCAAAGCAACAGACAACAGGUUCCUGCCAACUUGAUGACUUUUGAGUGACAAACUUCUUCAAAACAUGAACGAAGAUGACACUUUUGAAUGCUGUCUGCCUAUCUCCUAGUUUGAGGAUGGAGGUUCUGGCGGAAACAUGCCCCAGUUACACUUCUGUGCCAGAACAAAGAUGGUAAACAGAGUUUCAAAUCUCUGAAGUACUGAACAAAAAAACAUACUAAGAAUUCAGGGGAUGGAAGUGCAAGAGGAACUGCCAUGGACCAUGUUGCUGCUUAAUAUUUUCUGAACCGACCUGUGGAAACCACUGCCUUAAAGAAUGACAGGAAACCCAACAUGAAACACCAAAUACUCUGUGUGUGUGUGUGUGUGUGUGUGUGUGUGUGUAAGAAAGAAAGAAAGAAACCUCUGGCGUGCUUAGGUUAAAUCAGAUGUAGCUCAUUCGCAUUUGUGUUAACUUUGUUAUCUUUGAAUUUAAAAGCCCACCUUUGUUUCUUUGUAAAAGGAAACCUCGUACUGCUUAAGGGUUGUGUUAAUGGGCAGGUUUGCAAGGACAUAGCUUGUGUGUUCUUGAAGAAUGUGCAGUUACUAUACUUCUAUCCCUCCAUAUCAGUUCUUUGGGGGCUCAGAUAAUUGGCAUCACUGUUUUAUUUGUUUAUGCUUAGAAUGUGAUAAAUGUAAUAUAUGCAAGUUUAUUCUCUUUUCUCAAAGCACUGUCUUUGUGGAACCUAGUACUGUAUAUGGGGAUUUUCUUUCCGACAAGUGGCACAACAGCUGAACAUUAAAACACCACACCCUCCUUUUUCAGAGUUCUUGGUUGUAAAUUUCCUGAUAGAAAUAGUCUGCAGGAUUUGGUAAAGCACGCUCUGGGAAAUAGCAUCAGGUCAGAACUGAGCCUUUAUUCCUCAGUGUAUUUUCAAAUGGGUGACACUCUUUUAUUUCCCCAACAAUGCAUUGUAAAGCUUUUCAACAGGCCUGUUUACCGCUUAAAGCCCCAUCUUUUGUUGCAUUGAUAACAUUUUACAAGUGACAGUCUUACUCCACAUCUCUUCUUGCAGAUUGAGACGCACAAUGCCUGUAUUUGUAGUUUGGAAUUCUGAGUUACACUGAACUCUUCUCUAUCAGAUAAAGAAAUCAGAUCUCCGUAGCAAAAGCUCACAAAAUGCAACUCUCAGCAUAACCAAGAAAAGUAAGAGCUUGACAUGAGAGAAAGCAUUGACAGAAUGAAAAUUUAAAGAGUGGAUUAUUUCCUACAUGAAAAUUAAAUGUGUAACUACACUUUUUGACCACAUUUGUGGGAAAUUAUUGCAUUUCAAAGAUGCGUCUCUCUUUUCUCUUCUUUUUUUGCAUGUGGUUCUUUUCUGAAGUGCUUUAAGGCUUCUUCAGAACCUUCCGAUGAUGGUAAUCAAAUGAAAACAGGGCAAGUAGGAAUAUACCACAGCACUACAGUCCUAGUCAAUAAGAGAAAAGAUUGUAUUCAUUCUGCAGAUUAUCAUGCGUUAGCUCUAUGCUUAAGUUUAUUCACAGAUGAGUAACAAUCUUUUUAUUUUUAUCUGCUUCAGAGUAGAAUUUUGCUGACUCAUACUUCCAGAGCCCAAAUUUUCCAAAGAGCUUCCCCCCUAAUUAGUUAGAAUAGGGCAGAGACUGGCAGCCGUCUGCAAAGGAAAAGAAUAAGAACGACAUGAAAGUUGCUCUGAAGCUGCAAAUAUAAGUCCAUCUUUCUAAGUGAUUGACGUUUGAAUUCUGCUCCUUUUUUCUUCCCAUAAUAAUAUUAACAGGUUUUGAAUAUUUGCCCCAUGAGGAAUGAAUGCUCAGUUCUGACCUUGUAGUGGUGUUAUGUCACUUGCUUGUUCUGUGUCACUUAGUUUACAUGUCUCCCACAAUAACCCAUGUUGGGUGUUUCGUUAAAAAGAGAGAGAGAGAGACAUCUUCAUAGCCAGCAGUAUUACUGUACAGAAUUUGCACAACUUUCCUUUUUAAAAUUACUACAUGUUUCUUUUCAGAAUAAGCUUUUUUUUUAAAAAAAAAAGAAAGAAAUGAAAAACAACUUCAACACAACACUAUAAAUGUAUGUACUUAGUAUUAUGGAAGGUAAUCCUGUGGAAUUUUUAUUUUUUUAAGAGAAAGAGUGAAAACAAUUGUGUAGAUACAUUGCAGGCUAACCGUAUUUGUUCUUCAUGUUUUUAUGAGUAGAGAGAUGCAACUGGGAACCCCUUUAUAUGAUGCAGGUUUGCAAAAGACAGAGGGCCAAUUCACAUUACCUUUCCCCCCGUGGUACUUCAUUAGGUUUGUGGCACACUAAAUGGGUCUUUGUGAGAUUUUUCAAUAUUCUGUCCAAAUUAUAGCACAGUACAUCCCUCUUCAAUUAGUUUUGAAGUCUUUUAAGGAUAUGGCUAGCUACAAUCUAGACAACCUUUUGUAGUGUUCAUGAGACCAGUUCAUCACAUCAAAAUCUAUGUUAAAUGGAGAUUAUUGUUUUUGUGACUGCAGCACACACACAAUGAUCCCACAAAUUGACUCAAAACUAAACCGGUUUGACAGCCUUUUCUUAUAUCCAUACAGCAAGUUUCAAAAGAUAGGAAAGACAGUAUUAAAAGCUGGCAAACAGUCCUGACUACCUUUUGCCAAUGCUUUUAUCCAGCUUCAAAUAUAAUAUAUUUAUCAGAAAGCUUUAAUUGAAAAUGAAACUGCUUUCUCUGGUUUAUGAGAAUUAGCAGAGAGAGUUGUGACAAUUUCAUAGGUUUCAACUAACAUGAUUGAUACAUUACAUGAACUUAGAUUGUCUUAAUAUUACGCACAACUACUGAGCCAUUCCAGUUUUAUGAGGUGGUCAAAUUGUCAAAAAUAAGCUUUUUACAUCUUUUUACAUAUAGCCACAUGUUACUACACCCCUCCCCCCCAUUUACCAAAAAAUUGAGGUAAAAAAAGGAGGCUUGAUUUAUAAUAUUUCUUUUAUAGUUUCUUUUGUAAAUGAAUAGUCUUUUAAGUAUACUAUCAGUAGAAAGAACUAUUUAAUUACUACAGUAUGAUUCAAAAGGCAUUGUGUUAAAUCCUGUGAUAUAAAUUCACACCACAGUGCUAUGAAUUCCAUUAAAUUUAUUUACUUUGAAACAAAUGGCUUUUAAAACAAGACUCCCAUCCAAAAAAUAUUGAACCAAUCUGUGUCUGAAUGAGGCAAUUUAAUUGCUUGUUAUCACAAGUAACUUUUAAAAAUGUUGUGCUACCUGUGUGAAUUCUUUGUCAAACUUAUUUGACAGUGAUAAAUUGAAAACACUUCAGGUUUUUCCUAUGACCUCAGAUACUGGUUGCUAAAUAUAUAUAUAUUUUUCUAUGUUUUUUUAUUCCACCUAAAACCAGUCAAGUAGUCUUAGUAUCUUGAAUAAGUGAUGUUUUGAUUUUAACAAAACGAUCCACACUAUAGUUCACACUCUCUGAGUUAUGUGCCGAUUUCUGUGAGCACUUUGUAAAAAUGAAAUUGAUUGUGCUACAAUAAUUUAGUUUACAGUUUGGUAAGCUGUUUACUAAGAUGUUUUGAAAUUUCCUACAAGGAAUGUUUUAAUUCAAAAGAGUAAAAUUCUCCUGUUAAAAUCUAAAAAAACCACCCGUAUUAAGGUUGAAAAUCAUACAACAAAUACAGAAUACCUUCCUCCUACUGUGCCUGUUUUUCACAGUGCUGUUAUCAACACCUUGAUUAGAGAAUCUCUAUAGCACUCCUUAACCGAAUUUAUCAAGCUUAAGUUCAAAUAUAUCAGAUUUCUUCACUUUCCAUGCAAUAAACUUUAGGGAUCAGUUGUUUCACAUGGUGUUUCACUUAGUUUUUCACUCAUUCUACCAUCCCGGAUAAUUUUGUUCUUGUCCUGCUCAUUUGCAAUUGGGCAGCAGUAUGUAAGUUGCUUAAUGUCAUCAGACUCCUUUCCUGGCAUAUUUCAGCAAAAUAAAAUCUUUGCAAUGAAACCACAGAUGAGGACAACUUCACACGUGACUUUUUCCUUCAUGGAAAUUACGUCAAUGUACAUGGGAAAAUGUGUGGCUUCAGGGGAAAUUGUUGCAAGCACUGUGCCUGUAUCUUGAUUCACACAUUUUUCCCUACAUGAAGAUUGUAAGAAAAAUGACCCUGAAAUUGCUUGCAUAAAUAGUUUGCGGGUUACACCUGAACUGUAAAUGCCUGUUUGCAAAUGUUGCUGUUAGAGACACACCACCACCAGUUAUAAAGACUGGUGUAAAGAAUAUUGUGAAGCAAAACUCGUAGUUUACUUGCUAAUUUUGAAACACAUUCCUAUAACCCUGUGUAUUAGCCAGGGGCACACAAAUCUGUUUCAAAUGAAGCUCAGUCAUGAGGUGAUCUUUCCAGUUGCAUCUUUUUUUCUCAUUGUUUUGUACAUAUUUCUCUUUCAUUCCUAAGUGUUAUUAAUCCUGAUCUACUUUUCUCACUUGGUAUGCUGGCCGCUAUGAAAAACACUAAAACUGGUACGAAAUAGCCAGUUUUCAUUUCCCUGAAAAAUUACCCUUUUUAAUAGUUUGCUGUUUGCAAGUUGCUCCCUUCCUUCCAUUAAAAAUGGCUUGUGUCUAAGGUUAAAAGCUGCGAUUAAAACGAUAAGCAGAUAGAAAAUGUCCCUUCAAAGCAGAAUGCCAUUCCCUGCCCAUCAUUGGGCACAACAUAUCUGCAUAAGAUGUUUGCCAGUGCCUUAAUUACCUGUUUGAAGACCAACUGGGCUAGCCAACCAUCACUAUUCCUAUGCAUUACCCCAUUCAUGCAAAUUGUGUUUUGCUUUGAUUUUUGAAGGAGCCCCAUGGAAGCCUCCUUGAAGCUUGAAUAGUCAGUAUAAUAACUCAGUUAUUCUUGCCUUCCUUUUGCUCUGAAGUUCAGUAUUAGUAUAGUAGUGGUGGUUUGGAUUCAUUCCAUUCUCAAUUUUUUUGAACAAUAGUAUAGAGCUGAUUUGGAUGACAGUUCAGACCUUUGCUAGGUGGUAAGGUCCUAUGGUAAGCUGGGCACUUCAGGGCAGCCUGGCCCAACUCUCAUCGGCACCAUUGGGGGUGAGUGAGCCCUUGAGUCAUUUAAAAGAGCAGCUCGGAAUAUCACACAAUAUCAACUUUUAAGCUAGUUCAACCUAAUUACGAACUGAGCACUCCAUGAUGCUGUGUGUUUGAAAUGUCUCUGUCAUACUAGCAACCUAAGGUUUUAAGGUAGACCAGGUCACAUCCGAACUCCCGCUACCUAAAUAUAAAUAAUCUCUAGAGCAUUUCAAUAUUUUCAUUGGGUUUUUCCAGUCACCUAAUGGCACUCAUAAAGAAAUCGGAACAUGCCCCCCCCCCAAUUUGGUUUAUUGUGUUAUUUGAACUCACUCGUACAGAAAGCAUGUUCCCUUUUUAAAAAGUAUAUCAAUGUAUAGAGGUCAUCAGGAAAAAAUCCUAUGCAAAACUUGGUAAGUAACGUAACACAUUUGUCUUUAAACUUUGAUGUACUGGGGUUUUGAGAAACAAAAUUAAACUUGAGUAAAACUAACUAAAUAAAUAAAACGGAAGGCUAUGUUCAUGAAACAAUUGUUAUUUCUUCAGAUAUUGAGGAAACUGUUAUAUUCCCCCCACAGCCCCACACCCAUGUGAAUCAUAACCGAAUAUAUUUUUAAGUCUAAACCUCAGAUAUGAUAGUGCAAGUGGUUGACAGCUGCAGGUUGUGAAAAGUAAAUGUUCACAUCUAGAAAUGGAUAUUGCAAUGUCAUAAGAGACUCAUUGUGAAAGGUUGUGUAUAGAUGAAGGAAGCUACUGUCCAUAUUGGGAUAGUUCUUGAAUCUUGGCCUUGCUGAACAACCAAGAAGCCAAAAAUAUUUCUUUUGUGCAAUGUAGAAAUAAGGAGAAAGAUGUUUUCCUUCUGGAUUGUUCAGCAAUGUCCAAAUUCAAUAACUACUACUAUUCCUGGAAUCCUGAAUUACAAAUUAAUUUAUUGCUUAUGCUACUCAUAACCUACUACAAGUUAAUUUAUGGGAGGGGGAGAAAGAAAGAGAUGCAAAGUCCACAUUAUGCAAAACACAAGCCAUUUUUAAUGAAUAUUCUUCCCUGUUGACCUGAAGCACCAUUUUGAUUGAGGUUGAAUGCACUAUGAUCUCAAUGAGUGAUGUGCAGUUUUGCUGUUCCUUGUCCUUUUCCCUCCCGAUUUUUAAUACGUGUGUGUGUGCGUGCGUGCGUGCGUGCGUGCGUGCAUUUUGAACUGCGUGUUUGCAUUAGCUAUUUCAACAUGGCUACAAGUAUGGACUUAAAAAUAGAAUUUUCCUACUGAAAUAAAUAACUUAAAAUUUCAA
Podarcis muralis (Common wall lizard) is the source of this 8291-nucleotide messenger RNA. It is a transcript of the gene RALGPS2, whose product is annotated as Ral GEF with PH domain and SH3 binding motif 2. Gene Ontology annotation, biological process: Ras protein signal transduction. NCBI's taxonomy places the organism in Eukaryota, Metazoa, Chordata, Lepidosauria, Squamata, Lacertidae. Gene Ontology annotation, molecular function: guanyl-nucleotide exchange factor activity. Gene Ontology annotation, cellular component: plasma membrane. The record is from RefSeq and is a predicted model, not a curated record.